Molecule: messenger RNA, 2142 nt
Organism: Hippocampus zosterae (dwarf seahorse)
Lineage: Eukaryota; Metazoa; Chordata; Actinopteri; Syngnathiformes; Syngnathidae
Product: serine/arginine-rich splicing factor 6-like
Exons: 6
Coding region: 246-1307 (353 amino acids)
Biological process (GO): alternative mRNA splicing, via spliceosome; mRNA splice site recognition
Cellular component (GO): cytoplasm; nucleus; ribonucleoprotein complex
Molecular function (GO): mRNA binding
Source: RefSeq, a predicted model, not a curated record
UUUUUUAUAUAUACAACGCUAAUUCUGGAUAUACAGAGUUCAAUCGAAGUUGCGUUUUAAUGUGAAGUUUGGAUGCAGGAAGUGAUUUGCUGCUCUCGGAUUGGAUUGGGUUUGAGAAAAAGAAUCUGACGUCAUCGACCACAUUUUUUUCUUUUUUUAAUCGCCCGUUGUUUUUUUCCCCCCUUCAGCAGGGCUAACGAGCAGCGGUAAAAAACGUUCGCGAAAAGGGUUUCGACCGAUUCAACAUGCCUCGCGUUUAUAUAGGACGACUUGGCUACCAUGUUCGCGAAAAGGACAUACAGCGGUUUUUCGGCAGCUUUGGCAAACUAUUGGAAGUGGAUUUGAAAAACGGAUACGGUUUCGUGGAGUUCGAGGACAACCGGGAUGCCGACGAUGCCGUGUACGAGCUGAACGGCAAGGAUCUGUGCGGCGAGAGGGUGAUCGUCGAACAUGCCCGCGGGCCUCGGCGGGACCGGGAUAGCUACGGUGGGGGUCACUGGGGUGAUGGGCGCAGCAGCAGUUACGGCAGCCGGAGUCGCACAGGCAGGGACAAGUACGGCCCCCCAGUUCGUACAGAAUAUCGUCUGAUUGUGGAAAACCUUUCAAGCCGUUGCAGUUGGCAGGACCUCAAGGAUUUUAUGCGUCAGGCAGGUGAAGUCACUUACGCUGAUGCCCACAAGGAGCGUGCCAAUGAGGGGGUGAUUGAGUUCCGCAGCCAUUCAGAUAUGAAGCGUGCUAUUGACAAGUUGGAUGGGACGGACAUCAAUGGCAGAAAGAUUCGUCUGGUGCCGGACCGGCCUCGCAAGCGAAGGUCCUACUCUGGCAGCCGUUCCAGAUCUCGAAGCCGCCGUCGCUCCCGCAGCAGGAGCCGUAGGAGCAGAAGCUCCAGAAGUCGCUCCAGAUCCAAAUCUAGGUCCGGUUCGCGCAGCAACAAGAGAUCUGCAAGGAAGUCUCGCUCCAAGUCUGGCGAGAGCAAGUCACGCUCUCGCAACCGCAAGUCCCGUUCGCGAUCCAAGUCCAAAUCCCGAUCGCGAUCUCCCGAGCACAAAUCUAAGUCCCGCUCAAAGAGUCGUUCCAAGGUAAAGUCUGAGCGGGAUUCCCGUUCUCCAUCCAAGGAGAAGGCUGAUGAGAAGUCCCGCAGUCGCUCGGCCUCCCCUGUAGAGAAUGGAAACGAUGAGCGCGAGGCCAAAUCUGCAUCCCGCUCUCCUUCCCCGCGAGAGGACGAUCGCCGUUCCCCAUCCAGAGAGAGGCGCUCAGCCUCCCGCUCAAGAUCUCGUUCACGGUCCAGAUCGGCAUCUCAGGAUUAGUACAGAAUUCCCACCGAGUGCCAGUCCUUUGCUGUACAUAACAAGCAGUGUUGACAUUCUGGUGCCUGUUUCCCCGUUUGUCCACAUUGCUUUUAAAUCACUGUUUUUGUUGUUAGCCGCGGUAAAGAUUCACUGCAUCCAGAUGGCUUCCAAAUAGAUGUGCAAAGUGACUUUCUUUUCAUUUUCUGGGUUGUGCUUGUUGUAUGCAUUAGUCUUCUCCCCAAAACAUGUACCGGUACUCUUUUCAUGGAGAAUGGGCAGUUUUCAUUAGAACUGUUGACAAAGUCGAUGUACUUAGUACAGCAGUGGUGCUCCAAUCAAUCCCGAUUGACCGAUUUCCAUAAAAAAACUGAUUGGCAUAUGUCAAUGGGUGCCUUUCAUUCACCAUCAACAAAAAAACAGUCACCCCCCAGCUUGUACUUUCCAGCUUGCAACCAGCUCGAGACCAGCCUGUGUUUAGUAUUGCUUCCCCCCCCCCCCCCCCCCCCCCUUUAACGUGCAGCCAAUACAUGGGAUCGGAAUUGGUAUAAUCUAAACUCGGUCAAGCAUAAUCGGUAUCAGAAUUGGGAGCAUAAAACCCUGAUUGUAACACCUCUAGUACAGUACACAGUGCUCUCGUCAGAAUGACAGUCCAGUACUUCAGAUAUUUCAGAACUGAAGAGGAACGUGUAACAUUACCUUUGAAGUUAAAUACAGCAGAGUUUGGAAGGUCAACUUGCACUUAGACUCUCAAUUUAGGAAAGAAUUGUGUGCAUUUUUUCCCUUUAUACUGGCAACUCAAUUCUAUUGGUAUUUUUUUUCUAUCAGUGUAUGUUUAUUAAAGGUCUUAAACUCA